CGGAAGAGAAUGUAUACAAUGGAAAUCAAAAAAUCAAUUAAGUUAUGAAAAACACCAUUAAUUGUCUUUCUUUGUCGCAGCUGCACAUAAAAAAUGGCGGAUAUCUCGACACAGUCAUUUAGAUGUCGUUUAUGAGCGUUGAGUUACUGGAUGAAAACGGCUACAGACCAGAGGUUUAUUUAUGAUAUUUAGAACUACUGGAGAAGCACAGUUUCCUGGAAAGCAGCAUGAGCUGAUAGUGCCUGAGGUGUUUCAAAAGAGAGAGGCUGCCCGGAAGAUGCCAAGAAAAAAACAACAGAAUCCUCAAUCUGUCAAGUUGGAUUCUGAAGAUGGUGUAGUGACCAUUGUAGCUCCAGGAAUCCUCACCUUGGAGGCAGAUUUCCUUCUGGGACACGACCUUGAGUUUUGUGACGCCGACCAUGACAAGAUCCUAGGCCUGGACGACAAGUACUCAGCAGCUGAGAUCUCUGUGUACCCUCUGGGUGAUGAGGAGAGUUGUGCCUUCAGCAGUCUCAGUAUGGCUGGGCAGUGUGACCAGGAGCAGGGCCCUGAGUCCCAGCCCGACCACGAGCCUCCCUACCUGUCCUGCCGGGGCUGUGGUCUGGACCUAGUGGGACCCUACUGUCACCGCUGCUGCAAGGGAGAGAGGGGGGAGUUCAGAGGCUUUCGCUCCGGUUCCCGAUCACAAGCGGACGAUGGCGAGGAAGGGGACGGAGGCGGGAUGGACGAUAAUUUCCUAAUGGGCGACGACGGUCCUUCCUCCAAGCGCCACUCCUGCCAGUUGUGUGGGUUCUCCUCACGCUAUGCCAAUCACGUCAAGAGGCACAUGAAGACUCACAACGGGGAGAAGCCGUACCGUUGUCCCCUGUGUACCUACGCCUCGGCCCAGCUGGUCAACCUGCAGAGACACCUGAGGAUUCACACUGGGGAGAAACCAUACAGCUGUGACUCCUGCUCCUUCGCCUGCAGUUCCCUAGGCAACCUGAAACGGCAUCAGAGGAUGCAUGUGGUGGGACAGGAAGCAGUCAGACCUGCUAGUGGACCUCCUAUUGGUCCCUCUGGUCUGAAGAGGCAGCGGGAGGAGGAGCCUAAUGUGCCAGCUGAAGAAGCCUUAAGGCCUGACCUGAACCUCUAUGUAGGGGGCCAUAACAGAGACUACCUGCCAUGCUCUGAUGGACUGAGGUUACCACCACCAGAACUCCCUGAGCACCAUCCCUCAACACUUCUGGAGGUCCCUGGCUGUGGACCUGGGGCUGAGUGCGGGAGUAGUGUUGGGGCUGUGGUGGGAGUGAAGUCCGAGGACAGAGAUUCGCUCCCUCCUCUCCCUUUCCUCUUCACCUGUCGUCUCUGUGGUAUCCCCAUGGAGGACGAGGACGGCUCCACCACCCAGAUCUGUGCCAAGUGCACCCUGGACAUGCUGAACAAGGACUCGUCUGGCCCCAACAGCCCCGGAGAGCGCGGGGACAAGGUCUACACCUGCAGUGCCUGUCCCUUCCUCACCCACUACCCCAACCACCUGGCGCGACACAUGAAGACUCACAGCGGCGAGAAGCCGUACAAGUGCCCUCAGUGCGACUACGCCUCCGCCCACUUCGACAACCUGAAACGCCAUCACCGCGUGCACACGGGCGAGAAGCCGUACAAGUGCCACCUGUGUGACUACGCCUGUGGGAACCUGGCUAACUUAAAACGUCACCAGCGGGUCCACUCGGGCGCCAAGCCGUUCCAGUGCGCAGUGUGUAGCUACAGCUGUAACCAGAGUAUGAAUCUGAAGAGACACAUGCUGAGACACACGGGAGAGAAGCCUUAUAAGUGCCAGCAGUGUGGCUACACCACGGGACACUGGGACAACUACAAACGACACCAGAAGAAACAUGGCCUCGCCACCGACGGAUGGGUCAAAGUUCAGAGGCCAGGUGCCCAUGAGGAGGAGGAGGAGGAGAGGGUAACAUGUAAAUAAAAGAUAAAUCCUAGAUUGUUUUUGUUAUUUUUGUCAAAGAUCUUCUGCGGCUGCUAUGUAGAAUCAUGCAAAAUAUAAAAUGAUUGUGAUUAAUUUUUAUGUUUUUUUUUAAUGCCUUUUGGACACAGAGUUGGAUGGAGGAAGCUAUUUUUUUUUGUUGUUGUUGUUGCCAGACAAAUGAACUACUUUAACAUUCCCAUCCGCUGCAUUCUCCACCAUGUUGUUUUCUUACACACACCAACUGUGCCCUACAGCUCCUCUUAACAUCAUUGCACAUUAUGGCUUACAACCACUAGUUGACCUCUUCUUACAGAUGUAGGACCUUCAUUUGAACCAGUUUUGCAACAGCAGGAAAAUAUUCCUUGCUUGUAAACAGGAAAUGUGGAUUAUAAUUCAUGGACUUUUUUUUAGGGACUGAUUUUGUUUUUUUUUCUUCUUCAAGUCUGAAAUUUCAAAGUGGAAAUGUAACUUUUUAGAAGUUUUAAAACAAAUUAAAAAAACUCUUACACUACAA
Messenger RNA from Oncorhynchus gorbuscha (pink salmon), 2474 nucleotides. RefSeq names its product zinc finger protein 513a (gene znf513a). Lineage: Eukaryota; Metazoa; Chordata; Actinopteri; Salmoniformes; Salmonidae. Gene Ontology annotation, cellular component: nucleus. Bases 182 to 1960 code for a protein of 592 amino acids. The record is from RefSeq and is a predicted model, not a curated record. Gene Ontology annotation, biological process: regulation of transcription by RNA polymerase II. The transcript has 5 exons. Gene Ontology annotation, molecular function: RNA polymerase II transcription regulatory region sequence-specific DNA binding; DNA-binding transcription factor activity, RNA polymerase II-specific.